Molecule: messenger RNA, 745 nt
Organism: Bombina bombina (fire-bellied toad)
Lineage: Eukaryota; Metazoa; Chordata; Amphibia; Anura; Bombinatoridae
Product: copine-1
Exons: 7
Biological process (GO): cellular response to calcium ion; positive regulation of tumor necrosis factor-mediated signaling pathway; regulation of canonical NF-kappaB signal transduction
Cellular component (GO): plasma membrane
Molecular function (GO): calcium-dependent phospholipid binding
Source: RefSeq, a predicted model, not a curated record
CUCUUUUAGAAAGGAAGUUGCCCCACCUUUUUGUACAACACACAGGUUAGCAGCACAUUUAUUUUAUUUGCAGCGUGCUGAAGAUGGCUCUUUGUGUAACGAAAGUCCAGCUGUCCAUAUCCUGUACAGAUUUACUGGACAAGGAUGUUGGAUCAAAGUCUGAUCCUCUGUGUGUGGUUUUCCAAAGCGUAGGAGAUGGGAAGUGGGCAGAGGUAAUGCAAUACAUUUUUAUACUGUAUAAAUGCUUGCUACAUCAUCCUAAAGUUAAAAGCUCAGUGAUUAAGAAUAAUCUAAAUCCUUCUUGGAAGAAGUUUAGUGUCCCAUUGCAGACCCUUUGUGGAGGUGACGUGAACAAACCCAUCAAGGUUCACUGUAGCGAUUAUGAUAGCGAUGGGUCACAUGACUUAAUAGGGGUAUUUGAAACUAACUUGUCUCAGCUGCAGAAGGCAGAAGGAGGUUCUCCGGUGGAGUUUGAAUGUAUUCACCCCCAGAAGAAGCAAAAGAAGAAAAGUUACAAGAACUCUGGGAUUGUGCGCGUCAAGUCUUGCAAAAUUGAUGUGGAAUAUUCCUUCUUGGACUAUGUCAUGGGAGGAUGCCAGAUUAACUUCACGGUGGGCAUUGAUUUCACAGGUUCCAACGGUGACCCAAAGUCGCCUGACUCUCUCCACUUUAUUAGCCCUACUGGUGUGAAUGAAUAUCUAACCGCAAUCUGGUGUGUGGGGAAUGUGGUGCAGGAUUAUGACAC